This is a messenger RNA of Cladophialophora psammophila CBS 110553, 858 nucleotides long. RefSeq names its product urease accessory protein. Bases 1 to 858 code for a protein of 285 amino acids. Gene Ontology annotation, molecular function: GTPase activity; nickel cation binding. The transcript has a single exon. The record is from RefSeq and is a predicted model, not a curated record. Lineage: Eukaryota; Fungi; Ascomycota; Eurotiomycetes; Chaetothyriales; Herpotrichiellaceae.
AUGGCCAGCCACUCCCACGACGGCGGCCCUUCUCACUCGCACUCUCACGAUCACGCAAACGGCGCACCCCAUGGCCACACGCACGAAAUCCUUGACGGGCCGGGGUCUUACCUACACCGUGAAAUGCCCCUCGUCGAGGGCCGCGACUUCUCCGAUCGCGCAUUUACAAUCGGCAUCGGUGGUCCCGUGGGCUCUGGAAAGACGGCACUCAUGCUCGAGCUCUGCUUGGCGCUCCGGAAAGAGUACAACAUCGCCGCCGUGACAAACGACAUAUUUACGAGAGAAGACGCCGAGUUCCUGACGAAGCACGGCGCGUUGGCGCCCGAGAGGAUCGUGGCGAUCGAGACAGGCGGAUGUCCCCACGCCGCGGUUCGAGAAGACAUCUCGGCCAAUCUCCUCGCCCUGGAAGGCCUGCACGCGAAAUUCCAGACCGACCUAUUACUGAUCGAGAGCGGCGGCGAUAAUCUCGCAGCAAACUACUCGCGCGAACUGGCAGAUUUCAUCAUCUACGUUAUCGACGUCGCCGGCGGCGACAAAGUGCCCCGCAAAGGUGGCCCGGGCAUCACGGGCUCGGACCUGCUCGUGAUCAACAAGUGUGACUUGGCGGCCGCCGUGGACGCGGACGUAGACCUGAUGGAGAGAGAGGCGAACAAGAUUCGCGAGGGGGGUCCGGUUUUGAGGGCCGUGAUCAAGACCGGCGUGGGCGUCAGGGAGACCGUCGAUAUGAUCCUGUCUGCUUGGAAGAGCACCGCCGGGUACCAGCUGAGUCGAGAACGGUGGGCCAAGGGCGGCCCAAAGGGCAGUGGUGAGCAGCCUGUUGUCAAUCGGUAUACCAGUGUCUUCGCCGGGUCGAGGUAG